This is a messenger RNA of Emys orbicularis (European pond turtle), 2247 nucleotides long. It is a transcript of the gene C10H15orf61, whose product is annotated as chromosome 10 C15orf61 homolog. The record is from RefSeq and is a predicted model, not a curated record. Bases 1 to 462 code for a protein of 153 amino acids. Lineage: Eukaryota; Metazoa; Chordata; Testudines; Emydidae. The transcript has 3 exons.
AUGCUGCGCCUGCGGCAGCUGCACGAGGCGGCCCUGAGGCGGCUGCUCCCGCCCGCCGGGGGCGCCGCCGCCAAGCCCAAGGCCUCCGAGGUGCUGAGCCGGCACCUGCGGCAGCGGGGCCUGCCCCACUGGACCUCGUACUGCGUGAAGUACAGCGCCGUGCGCAACGACCAGUUCGGCCUCUCGCACUUCAACUGGCAGGUGGACGGCGCCAACUACCACGUCCUGCGCACGGGCUGCUUCCCCUUCAUCAAGUACCACUGCUCGCGGGCCCCGCGCCGCGACCUGGCGCUGCAGAACGCCGCCUUCACCGCCCUCAAGCUCCUCAACGCGGGCAUCCCAACUUUAUUAUAUGGAAUUGGCUCCUGGUUUCUUGUUAGUGUCACAGAGACUGUUCACACAAGUUGUGGCCCAGUUACUAUUUAUUUUCUGAAUAAAGAAGAUGAAGGUGCCAUGUACUGAAAUGGUGCAUUCAAGCACUCUCAUUUGUUACAAAAAAUGUUCCUGUUUCGGCAGAGGCAUGAGAUGAAUAUUGGAGUCAAUGAAGAUAAGAUAUUAGCAGCUUUGGAAAAUGAGUGUACUUUUCUACUGUCCUCAAAAGCGUUAGCUCUAAAGACAGUGAUUGAAAUGCUUAUUGCUGAGAAGAAACUUCUGAUUAUUUAAAAAAAAAAUCUCUUUAUUUAUAUACAUCGGAUAGGUUAUGAUGUUUGUAAUGUAAACUGAAGGCAAGGAACACAUUCUCCAAAAACAUUACACAUAAUUGUAAAUGAUGAGAGUUUUAGACUCUGUGCCUAGGUGUUCAACAAUAUAUAAAUUGUCCUAGUACCUAAUCAGAGUCUGAAGGAAUCUGUAAUAGCACCCUUCUUUUAUCCAGAUGUAUUGAAAUGCUCUUUUAACCCCCACCCCACGAAUUAGAAUACUGCAUAUUCCAUUAAUGUGGAUGUAUCAACUGAACAUUCACAUCUAAACCUAUUUUAAAAGAAAACAUCUGAAAACUGGUUCCACCUUUUUCUUUCAAUAUCUGAAUUCAGAAUUCUGUUUUCUCUUUGGUUAUAGUUGGUUUAAUCUCUCACAUCUAAAAGAAGCGGUCUGAAAGAAGCAGUUCCCCACACUGCUUUACAGGUCUGAGGGUAUUGAUCCCUUUAACAGUGUUUAUUGUGAUCAGACCAAGAGUUGCUAAACACCGCUUUAUCCUCGACAUAUGCUCUUGCAAAAUUUUGUAAACCGCUUAGCACGUGAUUGACAAGCCUCUGAAAAGUGGCUCCUGCAUUAAUUAACCCAAAUUGUAACACUUAGAAUUCAUAGUGUCCCAUAUCAGUAAUAAAAGCAGAUAUUUUUUCUGUGCAUUUUUUUCUAAAGGGAUCCACCAAUAAUCUUUUGCGAGAUCAAACAUGCUAAGACAUCUAGGUUUGCUCAAAAUAUCAAACAUACCAAUUCUGGGCAUAAAAUAAACAUCUGAAACACUUACAGCAUUGAGUUUCGACACAAAACCUUACAGUUUUAUCUUACUAGCACAAUGGAUGAGGUUUGGCCUGAGAGAGCCUUGAGGAGUUUGCUGGUGAGGAAGAUAGACUGGUAUGGCUGGGGUCUGACAAGUCUGAUCAUCAGCAAAAUUCACUCUUGCUGAGGGCAAGGGGUGGCACACAGUGGCUCACAGCUCUAGGUAUCCCCAGCAGCGUGUUACAACAUGCAAAAGACUUUUUUAAAGGAUAAAAUCAGUAAUAUGACCAAUAUAAUUAACUGAUGCAAAAUACAACAUACAUAUUCUUAUUGAAAAUUAUUUGUAAGCAGUGAACUGUUCCAUGCUUUAUGAAAGAAGUGUGUCUCCUUGUCUAAAAGCAACACUAAAUAAAACUUUAGUCAAAGGAGCACUUAUUCCAGUAUAUUUAGUAGUGAAGAAUAUUCUUGACACAAGUUGAAUAAAUAGCUUUCACAGAAGAAGAGAUAGUGUUACAUUAAGCUUCAUUAAUAAUAAAACUCACUAUUAGCAUUUUGCUAGAAUCGCUAGAACUGAUUUCCUUUGUAAUGAGCAAAAGUUAAAUAACUACAGCUCAUAAGUUUGAAGUCAAAUACUGCUCAUUCAUUGCUACUGAUCUUGUCAAUACUUUGCGGUAAAGGUUUGGUCUCAACAGGAGGCUGAUAAAAUGGUUUUUAAUUACCAGACUAUAAAUACAGCUUUUCAUUGGAGUUGCACCUCCAUUCACUGCAGCUUGUUUGAUUUCUGAUAAUGUGUACUGCUGACUUUGC